Molecule: messenger RNA, 2006 nt
Organism: Carica papaya (papaya)
Lineage: Eukaryota; Viridiplantae; Streptophyta; Magnoliopsida; Brassicales; Caricaceae
Source: RefSeq, a predicted model, not a curated record
GCAUUGGAAAAACUGUAAAAGAAAAAGUUUGUGCACAUACGAGCCGCGAUAUUCGAGCCAUAGCAAGUCAGUUGGUUAAUGUAUGGCUUGAAAUAUUCCGCAAAGAGAAAGCUUUUGGUGGCGGCCGUAAUCUGUUGAGGCAAACGAGUACUUCUGAUUCCUUCAAGAGAAAAUCUCUUAAAGAGUCAUCCUCAGCAAAGCCUCCUCUACACUCUGACCAUGUUGCUUCAGAGAUCAAAGGUAGGACACAGGCUUUUGCAUCGGUUGGAAGCCACUUAGGAUCUAAUGCAAACAUCAGGAGAGAGAGUAGCAAACCUGUCAAACUGGAAACGGUGUUACACAGUUCAGUUAGCAUAUUGGAAACUGAGAUGGAGGAUAGCAACCUUGGUAUGUCGGAAGAAGAGCAGGCUGCAUUUGCUGCAGCAGAAGCAGCUCGAGCUGCAGCUGAAGCUGCUGCUAAGGCAUAUGCAUCUUCAGAGGCCAAAUGUAAUGCAUCUCUGCAACUUCCUAAGAUCCCUUCAUUCCAUAAAUUUGCAAGACGCGAGCAAUAUGCACAAAUGGAUGAUUCUGAUCUCAGAAAGAAGUGGUCAGGUGGUGUUUUGGGAAGACAAGAUUGUGUAUCAGAAAUAGACUCCAGGAACUGCAGGGUUAGGGACUGGUCUGUUGAUUUCUCUGCUGCUUGUCUAAACCUUGAUAGUUCUAGAAUGUCAGUGGAUAACCUCUCGCAGCAUAGCCAUUCAAAUGAGAUUGCUUGCCAUUUGAAACUUAGAGAGCACUCUGGAGAAAGUGCAGCAGUGGACAGCAGUAUCUUUACCAGAGCAUGGGUUGAUACUGCAGGUAAUGGUGGGAUAAAAGACUACCAUGCCAUUGAGAGAUGGCAGUCUCAAGCAGCAGCUGCUGAUCCUAAUUUCUUCUGUCCAACCUCACAUUUAUACGAUGAAGAAGAUUCAAACACAAGUUUAAGACCACCCAUGUGCAAGCAUGAUGGACAAGCUAAUGAGAGCUCCAUAUCACAAGUUACAAUAAACAAAGAGUCGCUCAAAAAUCAUUUACGGGGUGCAGACCGAAUAAAGCAGGCUGUUGUGGAUUAUGUUGCAUCAUUGCUCAUGCCCCUUUAUAAGGCGAGGAAAAUUGAUAGAGAUGGGUACAAGUCAAUAAUGAAAAAGACUGCGACAAAGGUCAUGGAACAGGCUACCGAUGCAGAGAAAGCCAUGGCUGUUUUUGAGUUUCUUGAUUUCAAACGCAAGAAUAAGAUUAGAUCCUUUGUGGACAAAUUGAUUGAGAGGCACAUGGCAAUGAAGCAAGCUCCAAAACCUUGAUGGUCCUGAGGAUUUGCUAGUCUUUGUUUUCUGUUAACUUGGGAACAAGACAUGCUGAAAUCUGUUGGUGCACAAGUUCACAGCCUAUGAUGGCGGUAAUUCUGUGCAAGGAAUUAGUAAUUUGGUUCUUGGUGCAAAUGUUUCGCCCGAACCAUCAAUAUACCAAUCUUGAUCCGGAAGGUGCCAUGAAAGGAAAGCAGAUGGUUCUAUGUAGCCUACUCUGUGACAAAUGACAAGCCGUGAUGCAAGUGCUUUCUUGCAGAUGUGAUCGCCUCUGGGCAAGUACUGGAGUAUGGCAGCUGAGGCCAUUGCCCAUCCCAGAACAACCUUAUUUAUUGUAAAUGCAGUCAAUGCAAAUGUUGUAGCUCAUCUUAUCCACAUUAUGGGCUCCAGCAUGUUUGAGGUUAAUUCUCAGUUUACUUCUGGCAGUUAGUUAUCUACUUGAAAGGAAGGAUUAGUCCAGACCCUAAUUUUUUACUGAGGGAUCCCCACAAACGAGAUGCAACUUGUGAUUUACUUUCUAAUUUUCUUUUGAUUAUACGUACAGCUUAGGAUUGUUUAGUGGUCACUGUGGUAGAGAAAAUUUGUCUUCCAACUGGAAGCACUUUCACUUUGUCCUGAUUUUUUGAGUAAAUGACAGUUGCUAACUUGUUGCCUUUGGAAGUACAUGAUAUUUCUUAUUUUUAA